UUGGAUUUGUUCUCAUCUGACAGAGAUACAAGGCUUCAGGGCAUGCCACCAUUGUGCUGGCUGGAGCUGAAUACGGCAGUGGAAGUUCCAGGGAUUGGGCCACCAAGGGUCCCAUGCUAUUGGGAGUCAAAGCUGUGAUAUCCAAAAGUUUUGAGAGAAUUCAUCGUAGUAAUUUGGUAGGAAUGGGUAUUAUUCCCCUUUGCUUCAAAUCCGGUGAGGAUGCUGACACCUUGGGAUUGACUGGUCACGAACGAUAUACCAUUGACCUUCCAAACAAAAUCAGCGAGAUAAAGCCUGGCCAAGAUGUCACCGUCACAACUGAUACCGGAAAAUCUUUCACAUGCACAGCUCGCUUUGACACUGAGGUGGAAUUGGAGUACUUUAACCAUGGAGGCAUUCUUCCCUAUGUGAUCAGGAACCUCAUUAAGAAGUGAAGUCAUCGUUGAUUAGAAAUAUUAAAUGCAAGUGAUAAUAAAAUGUGAGAAAUGCGAAUAAUUUCCUAUAAGUAGGAAAUAAUCCCUUCUUAAGGAGGGCAAUUUUUUUGA
Medicago truncatula (barrel medic) is the source of this 545-nucleotide messenger RNA. RefSeq names its product aconitate hydratase, cytoplasmic. The record is from RefSeq and is a predicted model, not a curated record. Lineage: Eukaryota; Viridiplantae; Streptophyta; Magnoliopsida; Fabales; Fabaceae. The transcript has 3 exons. Bases 114 to 434 code for a protein of 106 amino acids.